GAGUUGACAGAGUGAAUACGUCUAAGACAGAUUUUUAUAUAAAAUAAAAGGGGUGGGCCUUUUGGUACAUCACCUGAGUCUGGGCUAAAUCGAGAGAACGUCAAUCAAAGGCUAAAGCCUGUGCGAGCUGGGAAGGAGCUUUAGAUGGCGGAUGAGCCUUGGGAAGGGGAACCCGUAGAGCUUGUCGACAGCACUUCUCGCUCAACUUUGAACUUUAGCGCCUGCGUUCGGCCUUAUAUUUUAAAACAUUAAAUUUAUUUGUGUUGUAUCUAAAUGUUAACAUGUCGCCGUGUAGUUUUUGCGGUUUUAUUUCGUCGAGAAAAAAUUUAAGGCUUUAGCGUAGUCGUUGUUUUCUGUGCCUCGCGCAGGCAGCCAUGGCUGUCCUCCAUUUUUAGUGCGCUGCGCGCGGCGCUUUAGAAACUCAGCUCUCCAUUCAAAAGGCCAUUGUUGCGCUUUUUUUUUUUAACAGAUUUUUCUCCUUAUAAAUAAUAUUUCGAAUUAUACGGUCAUCCGGCUUUACCGAGAUUUAUGUGUAUUUUUCUUUUCAUUGUCGGAGUAAUAAGAUAUUUUUUAUUCCGGCUGUGGAUGUUACUGCUCACUUCAUGUAUUACCUACCUGUCUAUGGAAUAGGUAUGUGUACGUUGCAGGUUUUCGUGCGAUCGGUUGUAUUUUGAUUCUUAAAGAUGUUUUCAGUCGUCCUUUGUCCUGAUGACGCAGUAAGAAUUUAUGCAUGUGGGAUCUAUUGCAUUAAAAGUCCGAACUCGUUCGUUGCUUGUGACACCAAAAGGGUAUCAUUUAAUUCCCAGUUUUUCUCUCAUAUGAUUUCUUAUUAAAUUUGUUCUUUUUUCGCCAAGCGUGUCAAGGCUGCUCGUUUUUUCUUACGAGGCAACGGGGGACUUUUUGCAGUCCUGAAAGCAAAAGCGGGACUGAUCGGGCUUGCAUGAUGGUUUCACCCCUUCUCAACUUUUGACAGUUUAAUACCUAGAGUAAAGAUCAUCCUUAACACUUAAACAAUAUAAUCAUGUUGAAGAACACCGACAAGAAGGAAGGGGACGACGCUUCGACUAAAAGCAAUGCUUCGAGCAACUCUGCAUCAGAGGAGUCAAAUCAUUCAGGCUCAGAGUCAGGAAGCCAGUCUGAGAGUGAGCCAGGAAGUGAGCCUGCAUGCUCCCAGCAUUCCGAGUCGAACAGCACAUCCGACUCUGAGAGCUGCUCUGAAUCUGGCAGCGAAUCUGCUGGGUCAAAGUCACGGCAGACCAUUGCAGAGAUCAAAGAGAAACGGGCCAAAAAGAGAGAUCUGGCUGAUGUGAAAAAGAUGUGGGAGGAACAUCCAGACGUUUAUGGUGUCAGACGGUCCAAUCGGAGCAGACAGGAGCCUGCUCGCCUGAACAUUGGGGCAGAGGGCAGCAGUGAGUCUGAGACUGAAAGCCACAAAAGAAAGGUUUCACGACAGAAAAAGAAAGAAAAUACCUGGAAAGAUGACUCAAACGACGAAGAUGAUGGUGAGGAAGAAGCCAGCAGUUCAGAGAUUGAGCAGGAAGGGAAAAAAGUUAGAUCCAGAAGACUUCCUGUUAGAAGACCACAGCCCAAAUCUUCUACAAUUAAGCAGCAUCAGUCUCAAAAGGGACGUAAACAGAGAAAGCAGGAAACAUCAGAUGAAGAUGAAGAUGAUGACGAUGAUGAUGAAGAAGAGGAUACUCCCAAGAGACAGACACGUAGAAGAGCAGCUACUAAAAUUAGUUAUAAGGAGGACCAGCAUGAUUUUGAAACAGACUCUGAUGACUUGAUUGAGAUGGCGGAGGGAACAGAAGAUGUGCAGGAUGAUGACAGUGAGACCAUUGAGAAAGUCUUGGAUACCAGGAUUGGCAAGAAAGGAGAUAGGACUCUAGCUGCUACAUUCUGGACUAACUGGAGCUUGCUUAUGCACCUUCUGGAACAUCCAGACACUACUGGAGCGGCCACCACACUCUAUGCUGUAGAGGCCAACGGAGACCCUAUGGCAGAUUUUGAUCCUAACAAGGAGGAAGGUGAGACUCAGUUCCUUAUCAAAUGGAAAGGCUGGUCCUAUAUCCACAAUACAUGGGAAAGUGUGGACUCGCUCACUCAGCAAAAGGCCAAAGGGAUGAAAAAACUGGAAAACUUUAGGAAGAAAAAUGAGGAGCUCAGUGCUUGGUUGAAAAAAGCCUCUCCUGAGGAUUUGGAAUAUUACAACUGCCAGCAAGAGUUAACAAUUGAUCUGAACAAGCAGUUUCAGAUAGUCGAGAGAGUCAUUGCAGUGAAAACUGGGAAGUCACAGGUGCCCUCUGAUUUUCCCUCUCAUAAGACCACGUCUAACGAACCUGAGUACUUAUGUAAGUGGAUGGGUCUACCCUAUGCAGAGUGCACUUGGGAAGAUGGUGCCUUAAUAGGAAAAAAGUUCCAGUCUUGCAUAGACAGUUUCAACAACAGGAAUGUCUCCAAGACUAUGCCCUCCAAAGACUGUAAGGUGUUGAAACAGAGGCCCAGGUUUGUGGCUUUGAAGAAGCAGCCCUCUUAUAUUGGAGAUGAGAACCUGGAGCUGAGAGACUACCAGUUAGAUGGAUUAAACUGGCUUGCACACUCUUGGUGCAGGUGUAACAGUGUUAUUUUAGCUGAUGAGAUGGGCCUAGGGAAGACCAUCCAGACCAUUUCUUUCCUUUCUUACCUGUUCCAUCAACACCAGCUGUAUGGCCCCUUCCUCUUGGUUGUGCCUCUAUCCACACUCACUUCCUGGCAGCGCGAGUUCAGUACUUGGGCUCCUGACAUGAACGUUGUGGUCUAUCUGGGGGAUGUUUUGAGCAGAAAGACGAUUCGUGAUUAUGAAUGGAUUCACCAGCAGACCAAAAGAAUAAAGUUCAACACACUUUUGACCACAUAUGAAAUUUUACUGAAGGAUAAGGGUGUUUUGGGAAACAUAAACUGGGCAUUUCUUGGGGUGGAUGAGGCUCAUCGGCUGAAGAAUGAUGACUCUCUGCUGUAUAAAACACUAAUAGAUUUCAGGUCCAACCACAGACUACUCAUAACAGGAACACCACUGCAGAAUUCAUUGAAAGAGUUGUGGUCCCUCCUGCACUUUCUUAUGCCUGACAAGUUUGAGUUGUGGGAGGAUUUUGAAGAUGCGCAUGGUAAGGGCAGGGACAAUGGCUACCAGAGCUUGCACAAAGUGCUUGAGCCCUUCCUUCUACGUCGUGUAAAAAAGGAUGUGGAGAAAUCGCUGCCUGCCAAAGUGGAGCAGAUCCUACGCGUGGACAUGUCUGCCCAGCAGAAACAGUUCUACAAGUGGAUUCUCACAAGGAAUUACAAAGCCCUAUCUAAAGGCACCAAAGGCAGUUCCUCAGGCUUCCUUAACAUCGUCAUGGAGCUGAAGAAAUGCUGUAAUCAUGGGUUUCUCAUCAAACAGCUGGAUGAGGGAGAAAAUGAGAACCCUCAGGAACACUUGCAGGCACUGGUCCGUGGCAGUGGGAAGCUUGUGCUCUUGGAUAAAUUGCUAACAAGACUGAGAGAACGAGGCAAUCGUGUGCUUAUCUUUUCUCAGAUGGUCCGUAUGCUGGACAUCUUAGCUGAUUAUCUGGCCAUGAAACGUUAUCCUUUCCAGAGAUUGGAUGGCUCCAUCAAGGGAGAGCUCCGAAAACAAGCACUUGACCAUUUUAAUGCAGAGGGUUCUGAGGAUUUCUGUUUCCUCUUGUCCACCCGUGCUGGAGGUCUGGGCAUUAAUUUGGCCUCAGCUGAUACUGUGGUCAUCUUUGACUCUGACUGGAAUCCUCAAAAUGACCUGCAGGCCCAGGCCAGAGCCCAUAGAAUAGGCCAGAAGAAACAAGUAAAUAUUUAUCGUCUGGUUACAAAAGGCACUGUGGAGGAGGAUAUUAUUGAAAGGGCAAAGAAGAAGAUGGUGCUAGACCAUCUCGUCAUACAGAGAAUGGAUACCACUGGAAGGACAAUACUAGAUAACAACUCGGGGAAUUCAAAUUCAAAUCCAUUUAACAAGGAGGAGCUGGCAGCUAUCUUGAAGUUUGGUGCAGAGGAUCUGUUUAAAGAACCUGAAGGGGAGGAAUCAGAGCCACAGGAAAUGGACAUUGAUGAGAUCUUGAGGCUUGCUGAAACCAGGGAAAGUGAUCAAGGUUCCAGUGCCACAGAUGAGCUCCUGUCCCAAUUUAAGGUGGCUAACUUCACUAUGGAUGAGAGCACACCGGAGCUGGAAGAGAAGCCCAUGCGGAACUGGGAUGAGAUCAUUCCAGAAGAUCAAAGGCGGCGAGUGGAGGAGGAGGAGAAACAGAAGGAGAUGGAGGACAUUUACAUGUUGCCCCGGAGCAGAAGCUCAAAUAAAAGAGCACAGGCAAAUGACAGUGACAGUGAUGUUGGCUCAAAGCUCAAAUUGAAGAGCCACUCAUCAGGUUCAGAGAGUGAGACAGAUGACAGUGAGGACGAUAAGAAACCCAAGCGGCGAGGCCGACCGCGUGCACGUAAAAACAAUGUGGAAGGCUUCACAGAUGCUGAGAUUCGGAGGUUCAUAAAAGCUUAUAAGAAAUUUGGCGCUCCACUUGAAAGGUUGGAGGCUAUUGCACGUGACUCUGAACUGGUAGACAAAUCCAUAGCAGAUUUAAAGAGACUAGGAGAGCUGGUGCAUACCACUUGCAUAGCUGCUGUACAGGAGCAUGAAGAACAAAUGAAGGAGAACCCCACUGAAGCUAAAGGGCCUGGAAAAAGGCGUGGCAUUAACAUCAAGAUCUCUGGGGUUCAGGUAAAUGCUAAAUCCAUCAUUCAGCAUGAGGAAGAUUUUGAGCCUCUGCACAAGUCCAUGCCUUCUAAUCCUGUUGAGAGGAGCAAAUUUCAUCUGAGCUGUCGUGUGAAGAUGCCACACUUUGAUGUAGAAUGGGAUGUGCAGGAUGACAUGCAUCUGCUGUUGGGCAUCUAUGAGCAUGGCUAUGGCAACUGGGACCAGAUCAAGACUGAUCCUGAGCUAAAACUCUUGGACAAGAUUCUUCCAGACAACCCUGACAAAAAGCCACAGGCAAAGCAGCUGCAAAUGAGAGCUGAUUACUUGUUGAAGAUCCUGAAGAAGGAACAGGAAAGUAAAGAUGCAUCCAAAGCAGAAGAAGAGUCCCAGGUGAAGAAGAGAAAACCUAGAGUAAAGAAAGACAAGAUCAGAAAAGAUGAACUGGCCAGUGAAAUCUCCUCUCCUCAUCUUUCUGAACAUACUUCAGAGGAAGGUGAAGUAAAGGAUGAUGGGGCUGAAAAGAAACCCACAAAGAAAAAACAGAAGAAGGACAACAAAGAGAACAAAGAGAAACAGGGCUCUAUAAAGAAAGACAAGGAGGGGGAAAAGGACAAAAAACGGGCAAAGCUCAAGAAAGAAAAGACUAAAUCAGGAGGGAAAGGCAAGAAAGCUCAGGGCCCUGUGCACAUUACAGCAGGCAGUGAGCCAGUUCCUAUUGGAGAGGAGGAUGAUGAGCUGGACCAGGAAACCUUCAGUAUUUGUAAAGAGCGGAUGAGGCCGGUGAAGAAGGCUCUUAAACAGCUGGAUAAGCCUGAUGAAGGCCUGUCAGUGCAGGAACAGCUGCAGCACACACGUGCCUGCCUGUUGAAGAUUGGAGACCGAAUCACAGAGUGCCUUAAAGCCUACAGCGACCCAGAGCAUGUCAAAACCUGGCGCAGAAAUCUCUGGAUCUUCGUGUCCAAAUUCACAGAGUUUGGAGCUAAAAAACUGCACAGGCUAUACAAAAUGGCUCAAAAGAAGCGCUCCCAAGAGGAGGUGAGAGAGCACAAGAAGAAAGAUGACCCAGCCAAAAAGAAGCUGUUUCGUCCAGAACCUUCUGGAUCGAGUCGGGACUCCACUGGCACACAACCUUCAUCGAAACCACACCCUCCACAAAAUCACCCAACAGGACCCCCUUCUCACUCACACCACCAUCGGGGAGAUUGGCAAAGGGAACGUAAAUAUACCUACCCAGGAAACAGUAACCAGCCAUGGCAAGGUGACCGCCAUUACCCUUAUGACCAACAUAGGUAUAAGGAGCAUCACUACAGCAACCGGCGGGCACACACAGACUUGUACCACAGCUGUGGCUUCCGGAACCCAGGCUCAGCCCGUAAACGGGUGUAUGAUCAGUACAGCAAUGAUCGAGACCACCGUGUUCAUCGUGACUAUUAUGACAGGCAUCCAGACCCAAAGAGAAGACGUUCAGAUGACUACCGCUCUGCGAACUACCACCAGGGAGGUGGUGGAGGAUCUUACAAUCAGGACUUCCGGAGGAUGCCUGAUCACCGAGGUGUCCCGGGGCCUGAUCACUACCGGCCGUUUCACCCAGACAAACCCCCUCCUCUGAUGGACCCGCGCUCUCCUCAGGCACAGAAAUCUCCGCUUGAGUCCCUCUCACCCCUGGACAGAACCACUGAACCCACCAAACCCAGCCCAGAUCUUAACUGGAACAGAAAGACGUGAUUCAGUCCAUAAUGCUUGUGGAAAAUAUAGGGAGGCACCAGGCUGAGGUGGGGACACCAGUCUCCUCCUACUUUUCUGAACUCAUGAUCCUAUAGGUGGAGCUCAAACUUCUAUGUUAUUGAGCUUUCUGGGUCUUGUGGGGCUAAAAUGAGUUAAAGGAAUGAAGCCCUGUAGGUCCUGUGGACUACUAAAUGAACAGUGAAUUAUGAUGUGAUUUGGAAGCUUGGAAGUGCCUCGCUCGUUUGUCUUUUCUUCAGCCAUUAGCAGAAAUGGGAGUAUUCCCUGUAUUCCUUGCUUUGUGCGGAGGUUUAUUCCAAAAAAAUAUUAUUAUUAUUUUAUUUUAUUUUUUUUUUUAAAGAAAAAUUUAUCUUCAAACACAUCAUUAGAUGUUAAUUAACAUGAGUUGUUUUGAUCCUGUAUUAUGUAGGAGAACUCCUUGUCCUAUACAUUUUAGUGUUUUGCUUUCAACACACCCGAUUCAACUAAUUUGCUAAUUGUCAGUCCAUUUUAAGUUGAAGGGCAGGGAAAAAACUAAAAUGUACAGGGCAGGGUAGGGAAUGUGUUGAAAUAGUCUUAUAAUUUUUCUGCCCCAAUUAAACCAUCAGAACAUUAUGCUCAGAAAAACAACCCCACAUCUCCACUAAUGGCAAAUUAUAUAGGUUAUAUUUUCUCUAAUCAACCACAGUGACAGAAAUCUCCAACAAUACAGGCCUUGUUGUUAGAACACUAAAUAACUAAACAUAAAGCUGUUUUAUACUAUGGCUAUGCGUAUGCCUAAUCAUAGGUACUGUUUGAUCUUUACAUUGCACUAAAAGUAUCAUACUCUACAAAUCUUCAGUAAUAAACCAUACGAAUGUUGACAUGAUGUUAAGUGGAAGAUGUCUGUAUUUGAGCAAAAACUUGUGAAUGAAGCAGGAAGCAUUGAGCUUUUGUUUCACCAGUUGUAAAGCCAAAAUUAGACUGGUGUGUUGGUAAAGUUCUUCUUUAAAGUUUUUUUAUUUGUCUGUUUUGUUUGUUUGUUUUCCCUCCAUCUGUGCCUUAUUUUUGUGUCUAAAUGCCAGGCUUUUAGUAUGGUGCAUUAAGAAGAAUUAUGGCAUUAUCCUGAAUAGGGCAUGUUGUGCACUACCUAGGGUGUAGAAGUCAUAUAUUUUAAUUACUCUUUGUAGUGCACAUAACAAGAAAGAAAGGAGGCCUUUGGGAUUUUGACAAUUUUUAAACAAGAUCUUUCAGUGGAACAAUUCUGAGUAUUGUUGGUGCCUGUUAUGGACUGUGGAGACUUUAAGAGAAAGUGGGAAAACACUUUCUCGUGGAGGAACAGAGGCAUGUGUGUUACAAGGAGUUGGAACUCAUCUUUCUCUUUCCUCCAAGAGACUUUAUUCUUUAAGGAGUACUAAUUAAAGUAAUUUAUAUUUGUGAAAACAGCCACUGUUCACAUGAACUGCACUGUACAUAUUGUUUAUACACCUGUAUGUAUUAAACUUUGCUACACCAUGCAGUUUCAUGUUGCUGUGCAUUUUAAUGAUUUUAGUGUCUAAUGACUCCUUAUGCAGAAUGCAGAGUGUAAAUGUACGUGCAUAUUAUGUAAGUAUGUAAUAUUUAAAUAAUCAGAAUAAUUAAUAUAAAAGUAAAAAAAAAAAAAGACUGUAGUGACAUUAUAUGACCAGAGGAUGGCAGUAUAUGUUUACCGCUUGUGAUAGCAAACAAAUAACACCAUAUUUCCAAUACUCCACAAGACACUUUGUUUUAUUCAAUACAUAAUUUAGUAAAUGAUAUUCACUACACACAAACACGCAGGUGGACUGUGACCUAUUUUAAUUAUACAUACAAAAGUUUAAUCUGUCUGGCUUCUCCCAUUCAGAAAUACAUCUUAAAUGUUUCUACCAUUGUAAUAUUAUCACAUCUUGGCCUCAUAAUCAAGUUCAACCAAAAAAGAGCUAGAGAAUGAACUCUUAAUAAAUUGUAUUUGACAUUAGCUAAAAUUACAUUUGUUCUUAUGUGUGGAAAAAUCUUUAAAGAUCUACUAAUUAGCGAUUUGUGGUGUCUGUAGUAUUCACAUACACAAUAUAGCAUAUAGUAUAUCUUGAAAAGGAAACAUUCACUAACUCCACUCAACCUCCAAAUAAUUGCAAGAUUUAGAACAAACCGACUCUGAAAUUAAACAUUCAGACAUAAGUAACUCACUAUGGUACCUACCAUAAGAGUAACCUUGAGCCUUUAAUCAUAAAUAACCUUCACCCAUCAAGUGAUCUAGUGAUAGUUUCACGUUUUAAUCAUGUAAUAAAUGAAUGUCAGAAGUCUGUCGAUGGCAUCUGGAACAAACAAUAAAAAUGUGUCAUAUCAAAGA
Messenger RNA from Hemibagrus wyckioides, 8801 nucleotides. RefSeq names its product chromodomain helicase DNA binding protein 2 (gene chd2). Lineage: Eukaryota; Metazoa; Chordata; Actinopteri; Siluriformes; Bagridae. Bases 1022 to 6457 code for a protein of 1811 amino acids. The record is from RefSeq and is a predicted model, not a curated record. Gene Ontology annotation, cellular component: chromatin; nucleus. Gene Ontology annotation, biological process: regulation of transcription by RNA polymerase II; nucleosome organization. Gene Ontology annotation, molecular function: ATP-dependent chromatin remodeler activity; chromatin binding; ATP binding. The transcript is spliced from 39 exons.